GUGAGAGCCGAGUAUCCUAACCACCUAGACUACAACGGAUGUUUAUUAACAGAUUAAUUUGUUAUUAAAAUAUAUCUGGAAAAUGUAUCAGUACAUGACAUCCUCUAACACGAAAAAUUGCUUUUCUUCAUUGUUACUCGCGCCCGUGCUUUCAUCCACUGAAGAACUCUUGUUCUGUGAUUCAGAUUAAUACCAGGCACUCAUGGCGGCUGGGCCUGGUUCAAAGCCAAAACCUGGCAUGACUGUUGAGGAAUGCGAGAAUAUGAUCCAGAAAAGUCUCAGAACUCCCAAGGUGAAAUUUCUGAAGGAACACCUGGAGAAAUCAGGAUGUCAUAUUGGCAGCAAUUUCAUAAAGGCCAGCCAUUGUCAUGGAGCGACUGCCGGUGGUUAUGUUAGAGGCGAAGGGAUAGUAGUUUGUAGUAAUCAUCUGCAACUUCAAGAUGAGGUAACCCAAGUGGUGAUUCACGAACUUAUUCACGCGUACGAUGAAUGCCGUGCUGCGAAUUUUGACUGGUCUGACUGUGCUCACCUUGCUUGCAGUGAGAUACGAGCCGGCCAUCUUAGUGGAGAUUGCCAUUACAAAAGGGAAUUACUUCGUGGCUAUAUGAAGAUAAGAGGUCAUGAGCAAGAUUGUGUUAAGCGAAGAGUGAUGAAAUCAGUGAGUGCAAAUCCACAUUGUUCGAAAGCAGCAGCAAAGGAUGCAAUGGAAGCUGUUUGGGAUACUUGUUAUAACGACACUAAGCCCUUUGAUCGCGCUCCUUGACAAUAUUGAAGUACUUUUUGUUUUCUUCCCUGGUCAUAGUUUCGAUUUUGUCCUAACAUCCUUGCUUGGCAUUUUUUCAUGAGGGAGUGAAAAAUUCCUUGGACUGAGUUUAGAAUUCAUACAAGGAUAACAGCAAAAGUUGCUCUUUGAAGUUUUACUAAUCAGACGGAAUGUAUUAUGUUUGUUUUGAGUUUUCUUCUAUUCUCAUAUUGCAUGCCUGUAAUUUCAGUGCGAUUAUAGAUUUUACUUGUUACUGCAGUGUCGGUCCAUACAACUUGUUCAGAGCAGUUAUGCACCAACAAGGCAACACCCUUAUUGUUUAUGUAUUGUAGCCAAACUACCCCAAUGGUUUAGUACUAUAAAAUAAACACAAAUCCAGUUCACAUUCAGAAACGCAAAAG
This is a messenger RNA of Striga asiatica, 1164 nucleotides long. NCBI's taxonomy places the organism in Eukaryota, Viridiplantae, Streptophyta, Magnoliopsida, Lamiales, Orobanchaceae. The record is from the annotation of a GenBank genome assembly.